Molecule: messenger RNA, 2376 nt
Organism: Daphnia pulicaria
Lineage: Eukaryota; Metazoa; Arthropoda; Branchiopoda; Diplostraca; Daphniidae
Product: malonate--CoA ligase ACSF3, mitochondrial-like
Exons: 9
Coding region: 353-2233 (626 amino acids)
Biological process (GO): fatty acid metabolic process
Molecular function (GO): medium-chain fatty acid-CoA ligase activity
Source: RefSeq, a predicted model, not a curated record
AGCAUUCUGUUCAGUGCUGGAAUUUGGCAUAAAGUUAAGUCAUAGGCAAACUGCACGCAUGUCCAAAGUUAUGGAAUCACGACAUUGGACGCAGAUAUUGCGCAUGUAUUUCGCUUGGUAACACGGUAAUACGUAACUCUUGCGUGGUUGCGCCCCCUUUUACAACCUUGAAAGUUUAGCGCCACAUUGUCUCAAGGACUCGAGCUAUCAUUUUUUGGCUUGAAUUCAGGAACUUUGUUUACCAGCCACAAGACAUUUUGUGUUUGAUGAAGAAGGACGUUGUGUUCUAGUAGUCAGUACAUUUCGCUAAAACUCGGCAACAACAAGUGAAUCGCAGUUGCGAAUUUUUAAAAUGGCUUUCCUUAUUCUCAAGCCAUUAUUUUGUUUGCUAAGUUCUGUUUCCUCAAAAAAAUCACCUACUUUGUACAGAGUUUCAGGAAGAGGUUUUUGUUCAUUAGCAAAUGAAAAAAUAAAAGAAAGCAGUGAAACAUUGAUUACCCCAGUUUUUCAGAUUGCUACAAAUCAUUUACAUAAAGUCGCACUCAAAGAUCAAAAUGGAGUUCACACUUAUCAAGAAGUUUUACGAAAAAGCUUGUUGCUGGCUAAAAAAAUUCAAGAAAAAAUUGGGGUUAAUAGAACUCAAGAAAGAAUUGUUUUCUUAUGUCCUAAUGAUGUCACCUAUGUUCUUGCUCAGUGGGCAUGCUGGGCUUCAGGUCAUAUUGCCGUCCCUUUGACAACAGCACAUCCUCCAUCGUUGCUGUCAUACUACAUUCAGGAUUCAGAAGCUUCCUUGGUAAUCACUACGUCAGAUCGAGCUAAUGUGGAGCUAAUGGCGACCGUGGCUUCUAAUUUAAAUAGUCACCUCCCGUUGUUGGUUAUUGAUGAUUCGUGGUCGCAGCAAAGCUCGACGAGCAAUCGCACUGUUUCAGAAAAGAAACCCGAAAACAUUUGUUCAAGCGUUCGGGUGGACACUAGUCCUCCAUCCAUUGAUUCGACAUUAACCGGACUUUUGAGCGAAUUCUCUAUGCCCACAAGCUUCUACCAGCAAGCCAAUGCGAUGAUUCUGUAUACCAGUGGUACUACAGGGAAGCCUAAAGGAGUCUUAUUGAGUCACGCUAACGUAGACUCCCAAGUCCGUUCCUUGAUAACUUCCUGGGCGUGGUCCCCUGCAGAUGUAAUUGUCCACACAUUGCCGUUGUAUCACACACAUGGAAUCGUUAAUGCUCUUCUAUGCCCGUUAUAUGUCGGGGCCAGAUGCAUAAUGCUGCCAAAAUUUGAUGCUAGUGCCGUAUGGGCUAACCUUUUAGGUAUAAACAUGUCGAAUAGCGAGCGACCGACUGUAUUUAUGGCUGUCCCCACUAUUUAUUCAAAACUUAUUACCGAGUAUCAGCGAAAAUUUGCUGGAAAUCCUAAACUUAAAGAUUAUGUUAAAUCAACUUGCUCUUCGAAGAUGAGAUUGAUGGUCAGCGGUUCCGCCCCUUUACCAGAGCCUGUAUUUCAUCAGUGGCAAUCCAUCACAGGGCAUAAGUUAUUGGAGCGCUAUGGAAUGACUGAGAUUGGAAUGGCUUUGUCUAACCCAAUCAAAGGAGAACGUAGACCUGGUCAUGUGGGACUGCCUAUUCCUGGCGUACGUGUCCGCAUCGCUGAGUUCAAAAUUAGUUCAGAUGGUGCUAAAGUAUAUUACGACAUUUUAGCAGAGGGCAACCAUAAAGCCACAAAAGUUGAACCUGGCAAGGCUGGUCUAUCGGGCGAGUUACUCAUUCGGGGUAACAGCGUUUUCCAGAGUUAUUGGAACAAACCUGAAGCUACAGAAAAAGAAUUCACAAAAGACGGAUGGUUCAAAACAGGAGACAUUGCCCAGUUUAAUAAUGGCUACUACAUCAUUCUCGGAAGAGCAUCUGCUGACAUUAUUAAAUCAGGAGGUCACAAACUCAGCGCCCUUCAAAUCGAGACAGAACUUCUCGCUCAUCCACAGAUUGACGAUUGUGCUGUGGUUGGACUAUCCGAUCCUGUCUGGGGACAACUGGUGGCUGCUGUAGUGGUACCGAAUGAGAAAAGUAAACUCAAGGUUGAUGACCUCAAGUCUUGGUGUAAGAAACAUGCACCUUUGGCCCCUUAUGCUAUCCCCACCGUUUGGAAAGUAGUAGAUUCGAUGCCUCGGAACGCUAUGGGUAAAGUCAACAAAAAGGAUUUGAUUAGCCAGAUAUUCCCCGCCUCACCUUCCUCAACGUAAACCUAGCUACAUUAUGACUGUGCCAAUUAUUUUAUUUACUCUGUGAUUAUGAGCUUGCCUUUGCUGUAUAUUCCGAAUGGUGUUUAUUAUCACGUUGACAUUUCUUUCAGGUGGUGCAAUACAAAUUCAGGCAUUUAUCAGAA